Symbiodinium natans is the source of this 708-nucleotide messenger RNA. The record is from the annotation of a GenBank genome assembly. Lineage: Eukaryota; Dinophyceae; Suessiales; Symbiodiniaceae.
AUGUGGGCGGACUUGGGCGAUGCACUCUCAGAGCAGUACACUGGCACAGCGAGUACCAUGGGUGCAGCUCUACGCCAAGGCGGCCACACGACACGCGCCAUGCUGGAGAAGGGUUGGCGUGCAGUGAACCGGGCUUACUGCGCUCACUUCGAAGACGAUGCGCGGCAGUCGGCCUUGCAGUUGCUCUUAGGCAGCCACAAGCUGACAAAGGUGCCUUCCUCGCAGAUCCGCCGAAGUCCCCAAGGAAAGUUCCGCUUCGCCCUGGCCACCUGGAACCUCCAUGGCCGCACACCCUGGGAGUCGGCGGAGACCUUGCAGAGUUUGAUUCGUGGAGCUUGCGAGGUCAAUGGUGCCCGAGAGAGCCCAGAUGUCUUUGUGUUCUGCUUUCAAGAAUUUUCAGAACUGUCUGCCACCAAUGUGGUCCUGUUGGCCUCUGGUGAUGAGGUUCGGCAGGCACGGUUCGAAGCUGCGGCGGCCUCCGCUCUUCACGCCGAACUGGGCGAGAGCUUCUGGGAGCUGCGAAGUUUCGGAAUGGUGGGGCUCUUCGUGUCCGUCUUCGUGGCGGCGCGCCUGGCCAAGUCUGUGAAGUCCGUGUCCGCAGAGCGCAUUCGCUCUGGGCUUUAUGGCCAGGCUGGUAACAAGGGGGCCGUGGCCGUAAGCUUCAAGAUCGAGGAGUCUCCUGGCCUGGGCGGCAUCCGAGUUCGCUGA